Trichosurus vulpecula (common brushtail) is the source of this 4878-nucleotide messenger RNA. RefSeq names its product leucine rich repeats and IQ motif containing 1 (gene LRRIQ1). NCBI's taxonomy places the organism in Eukaryota, Metazoa, Chordata, Mammalia, Diprotodontia, Phalangeridae. The transcript is spliced from 26 exons. Bases 1 to 4878 code for a protein of 1625 amino acids. The record is from RefSeq and is a predicted model, not a curated record. Gene Ontology annotation, molecular function: protein binding.
AUGUGGGAUGACAAAGAUGUUGAAGCUGAGCUGGAAAAAGAAAUAAAAGAUGAAUUGGAUAAAAUCAGCGUUUCAUCUUUGGAGAUAAGAGAUGAGACGGACUCCCCGUCUGAGUUUGGCAGUGAGAGUGAAUCAGUAAACUUGCCUGAAUCAGUUAUUUACUGUAUUAAUGUCAUAAAGAAUCGGAGUAAAAAUGCUGAAAAUCUUAUUCUCCAGGACUUUGAAGAUACUGACAUUUCAAGUUCCAGUUAUGGAGCAGUUUCAAACAAUCCUCCAGAUUUUAUGGAUGAGUUGACAUCUAAGUGUCAUGAAAGUGCAUUAGAAUUAAAGGAGAAGGUGCUAUUUGAAAUAGAAAAACAAUUACCAAUAAAUUCAACCUGUGAUAAAAUUCCUAAUUCUGCUCAACUUCCUAAUUUUUUUAACUUACCUGUUGAUGAGCCUCUUUCUUCAGAUGAUACUGACACAAUAAGCUUCGGAUACUAUGAAGUUGAGGAAAGAUGUAGACAGUCUUUUGCAGCGUGGGAGGACAAACAGCGAGAAUUGGAGAACCAGGAGACUGAAGAGUUCAGAGCUCAGAGGGAUAGAGAAGAAAAACAGUUGCAAGAGGAAGAAGAAAAGAGACAUUGCCGGAUGAAGCAAUUUGAAGUGGAAAAGAAAAUAAUAGAAAAUAUUCGUAAGCAAGAAGAAGAGAAGAUAAAUGUUGAACUGCAGCAACAACAGAAAUUGUGGGAACAGAAUUUAAAGGAGCAUGAGGAAUUUAUCAGAAGACUUCAGUUACAAAUGGAGGAGGAAAGAAGAGGAUUAGAAGACCUAAAGGCUAAAGAAAGACAAUGUUUGGCGGAUCUGCAGCAUAAUGCAGCCAUAAAAAUCCAGGCCUGGUAUCGAACACUUGUAGCUUAUCAAAAAUAUGGAUCAAUUAUAAAAGAACGGCUAAAGAACAAAAAGAAAAAGGAAGAAAUGAUAGAAAAACAAAAACAAGAAUGGAAGGAAAUGGCAGACAAAAUCCGACAGAAGGAUGAAGAAAGAAAGAAAAAAGUGGAAGAGAGACUGAACAAACAAGAAGAAAUAAAAAUUCAAAGACAAAAAGAACAAGAGAAAAGGCAGGAGGAAUAUGAAAAAAAGAAGAAAAUUUUAAAAUUUAAAAAAGAACAAAAAAAUGAUAUGGCCAUAAAGCCAUUAGUGGAAAAAGAAAUCAGUGAAAAAGAAGAUGUAACUAAACAUAUAGCACCAGAAAAUGGAUUGAAAAAAAUAAACAUAGCUGAACAGGAACCUAUACAAAAAUUAAAGCAAGAACCACUUGGGGAAAACAUAUCAAGACAACCAAUCGUGACAGAAUUUAUAAAAGAACAGAAUGAAAAUCUAGGAAAACAUCAAGAGCUGGAUGAAUUAAAAAAUGAAAAGAAACCAAAUGAGAGUCUAGCCAAAGAUUUCACUAAAUCACAAAAGAAUAAACUUAAAGAAAAUGUGACCAAUUACCUAGAGUUAGAGCAGGAAAGAGAAAAAGUAAGUUCAGUAGAUGAAAACAAGGGAAAUGAAUUCCAAGAAACCAGAGAGGACCAGGGGGUGAGAAACAAUUCAGAAUGGAAUAGAAACAAACAGAAUCAGGAGGAGGAAGAUUCUGAAAUAACAAAAAGGGAAAAGAAUAGAGAAAGCCAUGAAGGGGACAAUCACUUCAGAGCUUCAUUAAAUCAUAUGCUUUCACUCCUAAAAGCAGAAAGUAAUGAAAACUCCAUCAGCAGUGUGAGUGGGAUGGUACGAGCCAAAGAAAGUGACUCUCAAGCUAUUGAUAAUGAUGAAAGCUCAGAGACAAAUAUUCUGACAGAUGGUGAAACUAUAAUUCUUAACACUUCUGAUAUCGUUCUAAAUGUGGAAAGUAAUUUAUGCAAGAAAAAAUCUGUUAUCUUUAUGCCAGCAUCUAAUGACUGCACAGGUGACUCUGAUAAAAGCUCAUCAGUGUCUGAAGAAACCACAACUGCUCCAUCUGUUAUGAGUGAAAUACCAAGGAAGUUUUGUGGACAUGGAGCAGAGAGUAAGAGUGAAAGCAUGUCUACUCCUUCUCUAAGCAAGAUAACAAUUUCAGCUUCAGUUGAAGAAAAGAGACUAGCUUGGGUAAAGACCUGUAGGCCCUGGCUUGAAAUCUUCAGGGAGAACCAAAGAAAGAAAGUAACUAAAAGAAAUAGACCUAGGAAGUGCUCAGUCAGCAAGCUGCCUCCUCUGAAUGCAGUGGCAAUCCUUCAAGAUGGACUGUGGAGUACCUUACAACAGGUUACGACAGUAACAUUUCAGGAUUUGCCAGGCUGUAGUCUUUGCACAUUGUCAGAAUGUACAAGUCUUCAAUACCUGACUCUUAGGCAUUGUGGAUUAACUGCUCUGGAAGGACUGAAUAACUGCAAAAAAUUGAAGUACAUUGAUGUACAGGAAAACCAGAUUCAGGUUAUAAAUUGUGAGGAUUUAGAAAAUCUCUGCAUCCUUCUUCUGAAUGACAAUGAAUUGACUUCUUUUCAUGGUUUGGAUGGUUGCAGUAAUCUUCGAAAUAUUGAAGUUUCAAAUAACAAGAUCACCCGAAUUGGUGGAUUAGAAUCUUUGAAAUCUCUUCAGCAACUAAUUGUGGAUCACAAUCAGCUAAUAAGCACCAGAGGUCUUUGCAGUGUUCCUACUAUUAUGUACCUGGAUUGCUCUUAUAACAAUCUUACUAAAGUUGAAGGAAUUAAAGAUUGUGGCUUACUUCAGAUUUUGAAGUUACAAGGAAAUUAUCUAACUGAGCUUCCAUCUCUGGUGAAUCAAGUUCUGCUCAGAGAAUUGUACUUGGAUGACAACAGCAUUUCAUCGUUGGAAAUAUUCUCCUCAUACUGGCUUCCUUUAUUACAGAGUCUAACUGUCUCUCAAAACAGUUUGACUGAAAUUGUGCCACUCUUUCAAUUUGUUUCUUUGGAAAAACUGGAUGUCAGCAACAACUGCCUUUCAGAUCUUACAGGUGUCACUAAGUGGUUUCAUGCAUGUUUUAACCUUUGUGAAUUAUCACUUAUCGGAAACCCCCUUCUCCAAGAAAGAAAUUGGAGGCAGUCCAUACUUGAAAUAUUACCUACUCUAAGAAUUCUCAAUGGUGAAACACUGAAAUCUGAUUAUCCCAAUCAUGAAAUCAACAUAUCAGAACCAGGUAGUUUUUCAGCAAUCUGCCAGACCCAGAACCAGGAAUUUAACUUAAUAGUUAAAAAAUACAUCACUGAAAAAAGAAAAAUACUCUCCAUAGAUGCCAUAGAGGACUUGUGCUGUUAUUUUAAUGAGAUGACGAAACUUAGUAGUGAGUACAGAGAAACUCAUGAACAUGGAGAUUUCAGAAUCAUUGAUAAAGAUGAAGAUGUAAGUAUCACAAAGAGAGACCAAUCAGAAGAACAGCAAGAUAAUUUGAAACAAACAGCCAGUAACAGUCUGCAGCAAAACAACCUCUUCAUUAGUGGGGUAAAUGAAAAUAAACAGGUUUUUCUGGAAGCUUCUCAAAAAAGAAUUGAUCCUGACAACAGUGACUCUGGAUUUACUGCAUCUUCCACACAGGAGCACAUAGAGAAAAUUAAUCAAGACCAAAGUGUACAGAGGUCGAGGAAAGACAUUGUGAGCACCAAAAUUCAUACCGAGAACAGCACUAUCACUGAGCCAUUAAUUACAAGUGAAAUGAAAAGGGAUUUCCAACAUAUUCAGAAUGAUGCCAGAAAUAAUGCAGCUACAGUAAUCCAGAGUCACUGGGAAGGAUACCGCAUUCGCAGGCAGGUUAAUUUUUGUAGUCAAAAGGAUAUGGCAGCAAUGAUAAUACAGAGAGCUUGGCGAAAAUUCCUUAUGAAGACCCAGAUGGAAAAAAGGCAACGUAACACCAUUGGUUUGCAUGCACAGAGGGAGAAGGCCGCUACGCUCAUUCAGGCAGUUUGGAAAGGCUUCCUGUUACGGAAGAAACUGACUAGAGCGCUCGCUUCCAUUAAAAAUGAAGAACUUGAGGAUGACUAUGAAGAAAUCAACCUAGAUGACUUUACAUUUGAUGAAGCUGCCUUAGAGAAAGAAUGGUUCUCUUUGGAUUCCACCAACUUCCCUUCCAAAACACAGGAUCUCCCAAAUGAGCUGCACCAGCCAAAGAAUUCAGGGUAUUUGUCCUCUGAUGACACUUCACUUAAUUUACCAUAUCAUCCAGAGCAAGCUUGGCUGUGUAGUGAGAGAGAAAACCCAUUCUCUCCUGAAGACUCUCAGUUUACUGACAGAUCAGAAAGUCAAAAACUGACCUCCUCAUCUGAUUUCAAGAGCUAUAUGAAAAUGUCCCUAAGAUCUAAAAAAGAAGAAAAAAUUUCAGAGGAAUGGGGCUUUAAAGAUAUUUCUACUGCUCAGUUGAUGCUAAAGAGAGCCCAGAAAAUGAAAUCUAAGAAAACAAGGCAUAAACUGGACCCCGCUGUGCGCCUGGCAUUGUUCAAAAAUAAUGGAAAUAAACAACCCCCUGUGAAGCCAGCAAAGAAAGCACACCAUGCCAGACAAGGGUAUUUUGAAGUUGAUGAAGAAGAACUUUCCAAUGCAGAUGUUACUAUUUCCAAUGAAAAAAUUGAGCGUAGCAAAGAGCUGACCUACCAAUGGCUCCAUACUCAAGUUGGGAGUUAUGAAACAACCUGCCCUAGAAAUGUGAAAUGCCAGACUCACUUCUUGCCUGUGUUAGAUCCAGAUGUACUUAAUGGUGGGCGAGUUCAACUUGUGGCAAGACUUGUAAGGAGAGAAGACAUGGAUGUAGACCUUGUUUCCAUGAACAGUGGGAGUGCUUUGGCUCAGAACAGAGAAAAAAAUAAUAAGGCAUCCAGACACUCAGCAGAAUCUUCAUGUAAGUUGUGGUUUCAUUCCAUGUACAUUUAG